Molecule: messenger RNA, 1984 nt
Organism: Cucurbita maxima (winter squash)
Lineage: Eukaryota; Viridiplantae; Streptophyta; Magnoliopsida; Cucurbitales; Cucurbitaceae
Product: protein WHAT'S THIS FACTOR 1
Exons: 1
Coding region: 615-1889 (424 amino acids)
Molecular function (GO): RNA binding
Source: RefSeq, a predicted model, not a curated record
UUUUAGAGGGUUCCAAGGUUUUCCAAAGUUCUCAAAUAAUUCAUACAUGGGUGAAAAAUGAGGAAUACACGAAAACGGUGUCAAAAAUCGGGGUUAGAACGGGUGAAAUACUCAAAUGGGGCCAAACCGGCCCAAUAAAUCCGGGCCGGGCCGGUUUCUGCCCGGGUCGGGCGCCGUGGUGGGCUAGGCGGGGCGCGCGCGCUGGGCCACCCGAAACGCAGGCUGAGGUGCAGGCCCGCGCUGGGCGCGAAACCCUCGCCUUCCCCGAUUAACUUCCUCUUUUGCUCACCUCUGCGUGCUCGCCGUCGCCUUCCCUUUUGAUUUCGCUUCCGUUUUCUUUUUCUUUCUUUGCAACUUCUUCUCCACUUCCUAGGUCUAACCAAGCUCAAUCGACGCACUGCUAACAGGUUAGGAACAAGUUUUCUUCUCCGACAACGUGGGUUCUGGUCUCGCUCUAGCCACUCUUCCUUCUACAACACUAAGCGUCUUGCCCUCUCCGCGCGCUCAACCGCUGCCUUAAAUCGACUCACAUCCUUCUCUUCUUCAAAGAUAACCUCGAAACUAUGCGGGUCGGCGCUGUCUUCCGCGGGGUAUUACAAUAUUAAUCUCACUUUAUGAUUCUCCGAGUUACAAGAGCCCCUCAUCGUUUGUGCCAGACUCGUGCUUUUGUUGAUGCAAAGGUAAAAUGGGUUAGAGAUCCAUACCUUGAUUUUGUUGUUCAAAGAGAGAAAAAUCUCAGACAAGUAAUCUCCCUCAAGAAUCUAAUAGUUUCGAGUCCUUUUAAAUCUGUCCCACUUUCCUCUGUCUCUUUGAUGAGACAGAACCUCAAAGCCCCCACUACUUCGAUCUCCAAGUUCUUCCAAUUGUACCCUUCUGUUUUCAUCCAAUUCCAGCCUAGUCUUGGCCUCCAUCCUCAUGUCAAGCUCACCUCCCAAUCUCUAGCUCUCCACAAGGAAGAAUUAACCAUUCAUAACUCUCAACCACAUAGAGACGACAUUGUGAAGCGGUUAGCGAAACUAUUGAUGCUCACAGGGGCUGGGAAAUUGCCCCUAUAUGUCAUUGAGAAGCUGCAAUGGGAUUUGGGUCUACCCUACAAGUUCAUUCCAGCUCUUCUUGCUGAUUAUCCUGAAUAUUUUCAGGUUUGUAGUAUGAGAGAUUGUUCAACAGGUGAACAAACUCUUGCAUUGGAACUACUUUCUUGGAGGGAAGACCUUUCAGUCUCAGAACUGAAGAAGAGGCAUUCCUUGGAAGGCAAUGGUUGGAGAAGGAAUGGAAAUCACAUUGCAUUUCCAAUGAGUUUUCCUAGGGGUUUUGAUUUGGAGAAGAAGGUGCUGAAUUGGGUGGAGGAGUGGCAGCGUCUGCCUUACAUUUCACCCUACGAAAAUGCAUUCCAUCUAGCACCAAACAGCGACCAGGCUGAGAAAUGGACCACGGCAGUUCUUCACGAGUUGCUUUACCUUAUGGUCUCAAAGAAAACCGAAAAAGAGAACAUCUUCUGCUUGGGAGAGUAUUUGGGGUUCGGUUCUAGGUUCAAGAAGGCCAUAGUUCAUCACCCAGGUAUAUUUUACGUCUCAAACAAGAUUAGAACACAAACUGUGGUUCUCAGAGAGGCGUAUAACAAGAACUUUCUGGUAGAAAAGCACCUUUUGAUGGGCAUGAGGCAUCAGUACAUUCACCUAAUGAACAAAGCUGUAAGGAGACCUAGACCACGCAUCAUAUUAGCUUCUUCCAGAGGUAAAAGACAGAAUAAUCCAUCUGCCAACAAAGAACCUAAGAGAAAUGCUAAAGCAAAGCUGGAAGAAUCCAAUGUGUAUUUUCAGCCAUCGGUUGAGGAAGACGAUCGUCCGUGCAGAGUGACUGAGUUGCAAAAUAAUGCAUUUCAUGAAUGAAAACUAUACUGCGAAGGCCUAAAUGAUCAGACAUGGUCUGGCUGCUGUUAUUAAGUUUUUUUCUUUAAGUGCAUCAGAGAUUAUUUUCUUGCAGA